Arachis stenosperma is the source of this 3528-nucleotide messenger RNA. RefSeq names its product receptor protein kinase TMK1-like. NCBI's taxonomy places the organism in Eukaryota, Viridiplantae, Streptophyta, Magnoliopsida, Fabales, Fabaceae. The record is from RefSeq and is a predicted model, not a curated record. Gene Ontology annotation, biological process: protein phosphorylation. The transcript is spliced from 4 exons. The coding region runs from base 1 to 3528 and encodes 1175 amino acids. Gene Ontology annotation, molecular function: protein binding; protein kinase activity; ATP binding.
AUGUCCAACAAUCUAUAUUGCUUGCUGGAGAGUGGAGAAAUGCGUGCCCUUAGAGUAGUUGUGGAACUUGGUCUUGAGGAUGUCGUGGACAUUGUCGGGGUUGAAGGUGAUGUUAUCAAAGACGUGGAAGUGGAUGCUUUUGACAGAGCCAUAUUAGCUCUAAUAGUAGAGAUUGUUGAAGAAAUCAAUGAUCACAUUGUUCAAUUGCUACCUGGGACAGAAAAAGAGUAUAUAAGUGCUGAUUCUAUAUGUGAUAGUGAUGCUUAUUGUGACGUUGAUGUUGACUGGAUAAAUACUAAAUUUUUGAAUCAAAUAAAAUGUUCAGGGUUACCAAAUCACUCAUUGAAAUUGAAGAAAGGCGUGCCUAUUAUUUUGUUGAAAAAUAUUGAUCCAGCUGGUGGCUUAUGCAAUGGUACUCGCCUUAUUGUUAGAGAUCUAGGGACAAAUGUGAUUGAAGCUGAAAUGGUCUCAGGGAGUCACAUUGGAGAUAAAGUUUUCAUUCCUCGGAUGAAUUUAAUUCCGAGUGAUGUUAGGAUACCUUUCAAAUUUCAACGGAAACAAUUUUCUAUAAACUUGUGUUUUGCAAUGACUAUCAAUAAAAACCAAGGUCAAACUUUAUCCAGUGUUAGACUGUUCUUGCAUCGACCGAGAUUUUUUCAUGGUCAACUCUAUAUCGCUAUUUCUCGAGUGAAGAGCAAAGAUGGUUUAAGAAUUUUGGUAUCUAGCGAGGAAAAUGAUGAUUUUACUUUAACUCAGAAUAUCAAAGGUGCAGGGGGAUUGAUCAUCAUCAUAGCGCUUCUUACGGUGGUUGGUGUGGGUCGGUGUCAGAGUAGUGGUAGUGAUGCAGAUGUGAUUCGGAUUCUGAAAACCAGCAUCAAUGCUCCAAUGAGCUUUCAAUGGACGGACCCUGACGUAUGCAAAUGGAGGCGCAUUCAAUGUGAUUCGGCGAAACGCGUCACUGCCAUACAAAUUGGAAACCAGAAUCUUCAAGGCACUCUCCCCAAGGAGCUUGAGAAGCUGUCAGCAUUGCAAAACUUGGAGUGCCAAGGCAACAGUCUCACAGGAUCGUUCCCUUAUCUUCCCAAAUCGGUGCAAAAGUUGAUCAUUCAUGACAACAAAUUCAACAGCAUACCCAAUGACAUCUUCAAAGGGCUGGGUAGUUUGCAAGAAGUGAACAUGGACGACAUCCCUUUCCCUCCAUGGCAGAUUCCUCAAAGCCUUGCUGACUGUGUUGCACUCCGAACUUUCACUGCUCAGAGAGUUGGCUUUGUUGGCACAAUCCCUGACUUGUUUGGCAAGAAUGGUCAUUUCCCAGGUUUGAUUUUCUUGGGGCUUUCUGGUAAUUCUCUUGAAGGUCCUUUGCCUCCAAGCCUUGCUACUAGUUCAAUUGAGACCGUUUUGGUCAACGGUAACUCUAGGCUCAACGGUACCAUUUCUGUGUUGAAAACCAUGACAUCCCUUAAGCAAUUCUGGGCUCAUGGUAAUGCAUUUACCGGUCCUAUACCAGACAUGUCUAACCAUAAUCAUCUCUAUGAUAUAAACUUAAGGGACAACCAGUUGACUGGUGUUAUUCCACUCUCACUUACCACUCUUCCAAGUUUGAAAGUUGUGAAUUUAACUAACAAUCUCUUUCAAGGGUCCCCUCCCAAGUUCAAAGAUGGUGUAGGAGUUGACAAUUACUUGGAUAAAGGGAGAAAUCAAUAUUGCACACCCAUUCCUGGGGAACCAUGCAGUAGUGUUGUCAAUGCUUUACUAUCUGCUAUUGAGCCCUUGGGUUAUCCUCUGAUUUUUGCUAAGACUUGGUGGGGUAAUGAUCCAUGUGGUAAUAAAUGGCUUGGGAUAAUUUGCUCAGGUGGGAACAUUUCAGUUGUUAACUUUCAAGGCAUGGGUUUGUCAGGUGCCAUUUCUCCUAGUUUUGCUACCCUUACAUCUGUCACAAAGUUGGUUCUUUCAAACAAUAAUCUUACUAGUAAAAUACCAACUGAACUUACCACUAUGCCUCAUUUGCAGGAAUUAGAUGUUUCCAAUAAUAAUUUAUAUGGUAAUGUACCUAAAUUCCGGGAUGGUGUAGUUCUUAAAUUAGAUGGGAAUCCUGAUAUUGGAAAGGAUAGACCCAGUUCUUCCAGCUCCUCAGAUUCUGAAGAUGAUGAGAAUAAUAAUAAUAAUAAUGAUAAUAAUAAUAAUAAGAACAACACUACUAAUUACGUUAUUGUAGGAGUUUUGCUGGGGAUUUUUAUCUUACUUGUUCCAGGGAUUUUGAUAUAUAUGUUCUUGUGCCGCAAAAAACCUAAGCAUGCAAGAAAGUUUCAACAUCCAACCGCAAUUGUGAUACACCCUAAUCAUUCUGGUGAUAGAAAUGCCAUGUUAAAGAUAGCAAGUGCUGGUGUUCAUGGUGGAGGAGCAGAAGUAUUCAGUCCUUCUAAUAAUGCUUACCAAGUUGAAUCCAGUGGUAAUCUUUUGAUCUCAAUUGACGUUUUGAAAGCAGUGACUAAUAAUUUUGCUGAAGAAAAUGUGCUGGGAAAAGGUGGCUUUGGCACUGUAUAUAAAGGGAAAUUGCAUGAUGGGACAAGGAUUGCAGUUAAAAGGAUGCAAUCAGGAAUAGUGGCAGAGAAGGGAGUGGAUGAGUUCAUGGCUGAAACGGCAGUGGUCACGAUUCGACACAGAAAUUUGGUUAAUCUCAUGGGGUAUUGCUUGGAUGAAAAUGAGAGACUUCUUGUUUAUGAAUACAUGCCUCAAGGUACUCUUAGUAGACAUUUAUUCCACUGGGAAAAUGAAGGGUUAAAACCACUUGAAUGGAAGACAAGACUCAUUAUUGCUUUGGAUGUUGCUAGAGGUGUUGAAUAUCUUCAUGGUUUAGCCCAACAAACUUUUAUCCAUAGGGAUCUCAAACCAUCUAAUAUUUUGCUCGGCGAUGAUAUGCGAGCUAAAGUUGCUGACUUUGGAUUAGUUCGCCUUGCUCCGCAAGGAAAAGCCUCGUUUCAGACCAGACUUGCUGGAACUUUUGGAUAUCUAGCACCAGAGUAUGCAGCCACUGGAAGACUUACAACAAAGGUUGAUGUGUAUAGUUUUGGAGUAAUUCUGAUGGAGCUCAUAACUGGAAGGAAAGCACUUGAUGAAAGUAGACCAGAAGAGAAUUUCCACCUAGUUUCAUGGUUUCGUCGAAUGCUACUUGACAAAGAUUCAUUUCGAACCAUCAUCGACUCGACAAUUGAAGCUGAUGAGGAAACCUUGAGUAGCAUCAAUACAGUUGCAGAAUUAGCAGGCCAUUGCUGUGCAAGGGAGCCACACCAAAGGCCUGACAUGAGCCAUGUGGUGAAUGUGCUUUCGCCUCUUAUUGAGGUGUGGAAACCUACAGAACCAGAUGUUGAUGAAAUAUAUGGAAUAAACUUUAACAUGACAUUGCCAGAAGCACUUCAAAGGUGGAAGCAAUUUGAAGGAAAUAGCACUCUUGAUUUUUCUUCAAAUAGUUCUCCUCCACAUUCUGGAAUUGCACCUUCAUACAGAUCUUCAGAUGGACGUCCAAGUUAG